CUGGGAUUACCAGUACCUGGAUUUAACAAGAGACUUAGGAAAGUUAAAUUUGAAGAAGUGGAUUCUUUGGUCGAACAUGGCCCUUUUUAGGAGAAAUCUUAGAUUCGAAUUGCGCUAUAUGCUGGGACCAUCUAGGAUCUAUAGGUACUAAUGGUGUAAGUCUCAACUGAUGUUGAGCCGCUAUGGUAAAAAUCCCACAGAUACGUAAAUGGAAUCAGCCGGUAACGAACGAAAGAAGUUAUUCUUCUCAUUUAGUAGGAACCUCAGAGACUACACGCGCAACAUCCUUUGAUUCAAAAGAAACUCGUUUCAAUCAAUGGUUAGCUGGUCUUAUUGAUGGAGACGGGAGUUUACAAGUUAGCAAAGCAGGAUAUUCUAGUUGUGAAAUUACUGUGGCUCUUGUGGAUGAACGUAUGUUACGUAUUAUCCAGAACAAACUGGGAGGUUCUAUUAAACCUCGUUCAGGUGUUCGUGCUAUCCAUUUGGUAAAUCGUAUAAACGGAUAUAUUCGUCACAGUAGUCGAUUAGUUCAACUUAAUCGUGUAUGUACUGUACUAGGUUUUGAACUUUUAAGCCCUGAUGUUUUACACAACCAACAUGGUUGGUUUGCUGGGUUUUUUGAUGCUGAUGGUACUAUUGGUUAUUACCUUAAAGGUCCUUACCUUCAACCACAGUUAACUUUAAGUGUAACUAACAAACUAUAUGUGGAUGUAGCACAUUUUAUUACUUAUUUUGGUGGUGCUAUUUACUUUGAUAAAGCACAAAAUGACAAUUUGGCAUCUUUUAUUGAGUAUACUAAGUUAUGUCCACCUCAAUCUAUUAAACGUAAUCGUUUAUUUUUGAUUAAGAAGUAUUAUCGGCUUUUAGAAUUAAAAGCACAUAAAGCCCCAGAGGGUACAGUACUACACAAAGCCUGGUUUGAAUUUAACCGUAAAUGAAAUAGUGUGACCCAAAGUGAUGA
Messenger RNA from Aplosporella prunicola CBS 121167, 961 nucleotides. RefSeq lists its product as uncharacterized. The transcript has 3 exons. NCBI's taxonomy places the organism in Eukaryota, Fungi, Ascomycota, Dothideomycetes, Botryosphaeriales, Aplosporellaceae. The record is from RefSeq and is a predicted model, not a curated record. The coding region runs from base 183 to 938 and encodes 251 amino acids.